Molecule: messenger RNA, 818 nt
Organism: Melanotaenia boesemani (Boeseman's rainbowfish)
Lineage: Eukaryota; Metazoa; Chordata; Actinopteri; Atheriniformes; Melanotaeniidae
Product: nucleoside diphosphate kinase B-like
Exons: 5
Coding region: 246-695 (149 amino acids)
Biological process (GO): UTP biosynthetic process; GTP biosynthetic process; regulation of apoptotic process
Molecular function (GO): nucleoside diphosphate kinase activity
Source: RefSeq, a predicted model, not a curated record
CUUUUACAGGUUUUAAAGUCGGCUUCACAACGACGACAAACACACACCCACCAACGGAUCUGUCAACAGCUGACACAGAUCUGAACACACAUGCAAACUCUGCAACCCCCUCCCCCCCAGCCUCCACCCAGAGCCCUUAAAUAGAGCCGCCCGGGGCCUGUUCUGCCUCGGUGUUCAUCCCUGCCACCGGCAAGUCGUCUUCACAAGUUCUCCUCAACUCCCAAAGCCAAGCCUCCUCAGCAGACAUGGAGCGUACCUUCAUCGCUGUGAAGCCCGAUGGCGUCCAGAGAGGACUCUGUGGCGAGAUUAUCAAGCGCUUUGAGCAUAGAGGCUUCAAGAUGAUUGCUGCUAAAUUCCUGCAGUCCUCUGAGGACCACAUGAAGAAGCACUACGAUGACCUGAAGGACAUGCCUUUCUACGCUGGACUCUGCAAAUACAUGUCCUCUGGACCAAUCCUCGCCAUGGUUUGGGAGGGUCAGAACAUCGUGAAGAUGGCCAGGAUGAUGUUGGGUGAGACCAACCCUGCUGACUCCAAGCCCGGCAGCAUCCGUGGAGACCUGUGCAUCAACAUCGGCAGGAACAUCAUCCACGGCAGCGACACCCUGGAGAACGCCAAGAGGGAGGUCGACCUGUGGUUCAAGGCCGAGGAGUUCGUGAACUACACCCCCUGCGCCCAGCCUUUCCUGUAUGAGUAAACUGGCUGGAGCUCCGCCCACCUCGCCAACCUCCACCUCACCUGCAGUCGACCUUCUGACCUGGUUUUCAUCAAUCAAUACAGAACAUGUAGCACUUAUCAAUAAAGUCUCAUGUUAACAACA